Plasmopara halstedii is the source of this 600-nucleotide messenger RNA. RefSeq names its product RxLR-like protein. The transcript has a single exon. NCBI's taxonomy places the organism in Eukaryota, Oomycota, Peronosporomycetes, Peronosporales, Peronosporaceae. The coding region runs from base 1 to 600 and encodes 199 amino acids. The record is from RefSeq and is a predicted model, not a curated record.
AUGGUAUCGUCAGCUAUUAGUACGCUUGCUGUUGUAUCGACCAUGUCAUCCGUCGUCCUCUUGGCCCCCAAUGUUGCUGCACAUCAGAUCGUAUUGCUUCCAGAACCCCAAUGGAAGACGAAUGAUAAAGACACCAGAUACAACCCGCUCGCCUUUCUUGAGAAUCAAAAUUUUAAGACUACUGGCGACGCUCAAGCUUAUUUCAAACAAAACCAUUUCAAGACUCUUCGUGACUUCAUGGAUAACGCAAAGUACACCGUAGUCAAAGGUGCUGAUCCAGCAUGCGGAUUCACAGAUCCCAAUGGUACGCCCCAGCCCAUUCCCGCUAACAAUGCUAUGCGCUCUACUGGAUACACACACGAUGGUCCGUGUGAAGUGUGGCUCAACAAUACUAGAGUUUUAAGCGCGAGCAACUGCCACGAAAAGUUUCCUGGCAAAGACUAUACUAUCGAUUACUCGUCCUGCAAGGAUAAUUGUCUGUUGCGUUGGUAUUGGCUUGGUGUUCGUUUUCUCAAGGAAAAGUAUUCGUGGCAAGUGUACAAGGCCUGCAUUCCACUGUCGCGAUCAGCUAAGGGGCCAAACCAGAAAUUGCGCACGUAA